This is a messenger RNA of Pseudophryne corroboree (corroboree frog), 2673 nucleotides long. RefSeq names its product probable cyclin-dependent serine/threonine-protein kinase DDB_G0292550. Bases 1 to 2553 code for a protein of 850 amino acids. The record is from RefSeq and is a predicted model, not a curated record. NCBI's taxonomy places the organism in Eukaryota, Metazoa, Chordata, Amphibia, Anura, Myobatrachidae. The transcript has 7 exons.
AUGGACCCGGAAGCCAGUUCUCUUAAGUGCUACUCAUGUGUAGACAAUAAUGACUGCAAGCCUGUUACAUGCCCUGGAGACAACGACAAGUGUAGCACAACUUCCCUGGACAUACAGUCUUUUCCCUGUAAAGUCCGGAGUAUUAUUAAAGGUUGUGUUAAUUCAAAUGGAUAUUCCAAGAAUCUUUCAAUUUCCCCAAGUGAGGCAACAAGGUUAUCAAUGCGGGAGGAGAUUUGUGAAACUGAUCUUUGUAAUGAGAAACGGAUUUCAGCUAAAGACACAAGUUUGAGUGAUCUCUACUGUCACACAUGUAUAUCCCCUGGCUCAAGCUGCAACAGUGGAAACAUGAAGACAAUGAGAUGCAGUGGACAACAGAAGCAAUGUUUGGACCUCAAAGUGAUAGGGUCUUUUGAACCUAAAGAAGAUGAUAAGUCACCCAAUGGAGUAACAUGCUACAGCUGCAACACAUUUGAAGGCAUGGGAUGUGCACCCACAGAGGUCACCAAGGCUCAAUGCUAUGGACCCUUGACAUCAUGCUUAGAAGUUGCAGGCUUGUCAAUGAAAGAUGGAGAUCCUACACCUGCUGUGAUUAAGGGUUGUGCUACACCGGCCAUGUGCGACAGCUCAAUCCUUCCUCUGACGCUGAAGUUGAGCAGUGCAACUGUUCAGUGCUGCAAUGGGACCUUGUGCAACAACAAAUUAACACAGGACAAUCUGCAUACCUUUGGCUAUUUUCCCACUGGAAAUGCUUUGUCUGGAACAGGUUACAACAAUGGAUCUGGAAGCGCUGACUCCACAUACAACACUGCAGGUCAUGAAGGUAAUUCUAGUGCUGGCAUCACUGAAGAAAGCCAUAAUGGCUCUGCUCCCGCCAAUGCCUAUGGCUCACAUUCAAUGUCACCAGGAGAGUACAACAAUAACCCAAGAAAUAAUGAAACUUCAACAUCCCACAACAGUGCCGACAAUGGUACUGACAUGCCACACAGCAAUAUUUCUAAUAAUAAUGUGAUGAUCCCUGUGGGGACUAAUGGAUCUACCCUUAUCAAUGGAUAUAACUCAAGCCCUGGGGGGAAUAAUAAUGGGUCUGUCUAUCAUAGUAGCUAUAGCUCCAAUUCUAUGAUCACAAAUAAUGGAUCUACUCAAGGCAAUGACAGCGAUGUUGGCAAUACGUCAAUCAACAGCAUUGGCUACCACCCAAAUCAUAGGCCAUUGUGGGAAAAUAACAAUGGGUCUGCAAUUAAUGAAAGCUAUAUGACAAAUCAUGUAUCACCAGGGGGAUCUAGCCACGGCAAUGGAAGCAAUGCUUACAAUGCAUGGCUCUAUAGCCUUAAUAAUAAUCCAGGUGUGAGGCCCUUCGAGAAUAACAAUAAUGGUUCUAUCGAAAACAUCUAUAACCAAAACACUGUAUACAAUGGAAGUUACCAUGGCAAUGAUAGCAAGCCUGGCAGUGCCUGGACCAACACCAGUGGUCACCAUUCAAACACCAUGUUCCCCGUUGCAUAUAAUAAUAAUAAUGUGUCUACUCACAACAACAAUAGUGUAAAUCCCAUAUCUUCAUACGUAAAUAAUAAUGGAUCUGCCUACGACAAUCUCAACAAUCUGGGCAGUUCAUGGAAUAGCAAUAAUGGUUACAAUAUGAAUGCAGUGCCCUCGGGUGGUAAUAACAAUGGGUCUUCCAAUAGCAGCGUUAACAGUCAAGGCAGUGGAGAACAUCACAUCAAUCAAUAUGACCAAAAUAUGAUGGUUCCAGAGGGAAACCAUAAUGGCUCUGCUCCUAGUAACGGCUAUGGCUCACAUACAGUGUCCACAGAAGAUGUAUAUAACCAUGGGAAUGGCAGCAAUCUUGGCAGUGCCUGGACCAACACCAAUGGCUAUAACUCAAAUAUGAUGCAUCCUGGGGUAAAUAACGGGUCCACUCACAGCAACUACAGUCCAAAUCCGAUACCUUCAUCUGAGAAUAAUAAUGGAUCCACCUAUGGCAAUGCCAGCAACCUGGGCAGUUCAUGGAAUAACAACAAUGGUUACAACAUGAAUUCUAUGCCCUCGGAUGGAAAUAACAAUGGGUCUUCCAGGGGCAACAGCAGCAGCCCUGGCAGUGACGGUGUUGACAUCAGUAGCUAUAAUCCACAGGAUAAUGGAAUUGACUACACUAAUGACAACAAUCUUGGCUUUGGCACUGGAGAUAGCAAUGUCUAUAAUCCCGAUCUAAUGCCUCCGGAAAAAUAUCAUAAUGGAGAUUUCUUUGAAGUAAUGAAUAAUGUUGGCAAUGGCAGUGCAGGUGGCACCAGCAGUGGUUAUAAUUCAGGUGCUAUGGUUCCUGGAGGGAGCAGCGAUGGAUCAUCUUACGGUAAUGACAACAAUCUGACCAGUGCCCAUGGCGGUAGCAACAGCUAUAAUACAAAUCCGGGAGAAAGUACACAUAAUUCAUACGGUGGCAUUGGCAACAGCACCGGCAGAGGAAAUGGUACCAUGUCCAACCAUGCCUCCUCUCAUAGCAGAGAAACUCUGAGCUUUGUAAUCCUCUGCACCAUUGCACUGCUAUUACUGAACUGAACACUGAGUACUCACUGCGUCCAGGAUGAGAUUUAGGUAGUACUUAUGUUUUUUUAAAUUAUUAUGUCUCAUGUAUGAAAACUGUAUGUCUGUUCAACUUGGGUGUAUAUCGUGUUGAAA